Molecule: messenger RNA, 4204 nt
Organism: Lycium barbarum (goji berry)
Lineage: Eukaryota; Viridiplantae; Streptophyta; Magnoliopsida; Solanales; Solanaceae
Product: serine/threonine-protein phosphatase BSL3
Exons: 21
Coding region: 672-3620 (982 amino acids)
Biological process (GO): brassinosteroid mediated signaling pathway
Molecular function (GO): phosphoprotein phosphatase activity; protein binding
Source: RefSeq, a predicted model, not a curated record
AGAGCCAGCUCUCAUCCCAUAUGUAUUUGUCAGGCUAAAUCAAGUCUCACGCAUCUUCACACGCGCCGCCCCAGCGCGUUUCACUAACUCCUUCUUUUUCACCCAAUCAACGAGCGCACCCCUCCCGUUGAAACCGGAACCAGUUAUUCCCCCUUGUGUGGGCAAAAGAGAAUCUGACGAACUGCAUAAAACUGUUGAACCCCCUGCUUUAACACCUGUACCUUGAGAGGUAAAAAAUAAAGUCAACGGUAGUCAAUCUUUGUUCUUAGCCAUUCACACAGAUGACAGAUGAGAGAGACAUAGAUACUAUCCGCAGAAAAAUACGUAUAUGAAUCUAUAAAUACAGAUAUAUCUACAUGUCCGCCUAUACAUACAUACAUAUAUAAAUUCUUGUAGAGAGAGAAAACAAGUGAUGGAGGAUUAGCCAGACAGGAAGUUCUAGAGAGAGAAAGUGUUCGAAUUGAUCCUGCUAUUGUAUUCCUCGAAGAAGAGAGAGAGAAGGAAAAAAACCUAGAAUUUUCUCUCUAAUUAAUUUUCUCGGAAAAUUUGGAUGUAUUUGAAUCAGAGGAUCUAGGAAUUGUGAUUUUUCGAUAUUUACGGUUUGAAAUAGAAAUGAUCCGAAAUGCAUAUGAUUGAGAAUUGGAGCUCCGAGAAUAAGCUAGGGUUUCAAUAUGGAUGUGGAUUCAACGAUGUCGUCAUCGGAAACCGAUCACGAUCAGCUAAACGGCGCGUCGGCUGAGGCAGCUAAGGAUGAGCAGGCGUCGGCGGCGCCGGCGCCGGCGAGUAGUAGUCCGGUGGUGGUGGGGCCGAGGUGUGCACCGAUGUAUACUGUGGUGAACGCGGUUAUGGAGAAGAAGGAGGAUGGGCCAGGGCCAAGGUGUGGACAUACAUUAACGGCUGUACCAGCUGUUGGAGAGGAAGGUAGUUCGAAUUAUAUUGGACCUAGGCUUAUUCUAUUUGGUGGUGCAACUGCACUUGAAGGGAAUUCUGCUGCUUCUGGAACUCCUUCUUCUGCUGGAAGUGCUGGAAUUCGUUUAGCAGGGGCUACCGCUGAUGUGCACUGCUAUGAUGUUCUGACAAAUAAAUGGUCUAGGAUGACUCCAAUAGGAGAGCCACCCACACCAAGGGCUGCUCAUGUUGCUACCGCUGUUGGAACUAUGGUUGUUAUUCAGGGUGGAAUUGGUCCAGCUGGAUUGUCAGCUGAGGAUCUUCAUGUUCUGGACCUUACACAACAACGCCCACGAUGGCACAGGGUUGUGGUUCAAGGACCUGGUCCGGGGCCACGUUAUGGCCACGUCAUGGCUUUGGUAGGGCAAAGAUAUCUCAUGGCUAUCGGUGGAAAUGAUGGAAAACGACCUCUAGCGGAUGUUUGGGCUUUGGACACAGCUGCCAAACCAUAUGAAUGGCGCAAAUUGGAACCUGAGGGUGAAGGUCCACCUCCUUGCAUGUAUGCUACUGCAAGUGCGAGAUCGGAUGGUCUUCUUCUGCUUUGUGGAGGGAGGGAUGGCAAUAGUGUGCCACUGGCCAGCGCAUAUGGACUUGCCAAGCAUAGAGAUGGGCGCUGGGAGUGGGCCAUUGCUCCUGGUGUGUCACCUUCCCCUAGAUAUCAACAUGCUGCUGUUUUUGUUAAUGCUCGGCUCCAUGUAUCUGGAGGAGCACUUGGUGGUGGACGCAUGGUGGAGGACUCAUCCAGUAUAGCAGUUCUUGAUACAGCUGCAGGAGUGUGGUGUGACACAACUUCUGUUGUCACUAGUCCUAGAACUGGAAGAUACAGUGCAGAUGCAGCUGGUGGAGAUGCUGCAGUUGAAUUGACUAGACGUUGUAGACAUGCAGCUGUUGCUGUUGGUGACUUGAUAUUUAUUUAUGGCGGUCUGCGUGGCGGGGUGUUGCUAGACGACUUGCUUGUUGCUGAAGACUUGGCCGCUGCUGAAACAACUAGUGCAGCUUCACAUGCUGCAGCUGCUGCAGUUAAUGUACAAGCGGGGAGGAUGACAGGAAGGUAUGGAUUUGGUGAUGAAAGAACAAGGCAAACUGACCCUGAAGCAGUUAAUGAUGGCUCAGUUGUACUGGGAACUCCUGUCGCUCCCCCUGUAAACGGUGAUGUGUAUUCCGAUAUAAGCACUGAAAAUGCCACGCUUCAAGGAUCUCGGAGACUCAUCAAAGGUGUUGAAUAUUUAGUGGAGGCUUCUGCUGCAGAAGCUGAGGCUAUUACUGCUACACUAGCAGCUGCAAAAGCUCGACAACAAGGUAAUGGAGAAGUUGAACUUCCAGAUAGGGACCGUGGAGCGGAGGCAACGCCUAGUGGAAAACAGGCGUCUACUUUGGUCAAGCCUGAUUCUGCCUUAUCAAAUAAUUCUGUCCCAGCUGGAGUCCGUUUACAUCACCGUGCUGUCGUUAUAGCUGCAGAGACUGGUGGUGCUCUUGGUGGCAUGGUGCGGCAGCUUUCUAUUGAUCAGUUUGAAAAUGAAGGCAGGCGAGUUAGUUAUGGAACCCCAGAAAAUGCAACAGCAGCAAGAAAACUAUUGGAUCGUCAAAUGUCCAUCAACAGUGUUCCUAAAAAGGUGAUUUCCCAUCUUUUGAAGCCUCGUGGGUGGAAGCCGCCUGUUCGACGACAGUUUUUCUUGGACUGCAAUGAGAUAGCUGAUCUUUGUGACAGUGCUGAAAGGAUAUUUGCAAGUGAACCUAGUGUUAUACAGCUUAGGGCUCCUAUUAAGAUAUUUGGUGACUUGCAUGGGCAAUUUGGGGAUCUUAUGCGUCUUUUCGACGAGUAUGGUUCGCCUUCUACUGCUGGGGAUAUAUCGUAUAUCGACUACCUCUUCUUAGGAGAUUAUGUUGAUAGGGGCCAGCACAGUUUGGAAACGAUAACUCUUCUUCUUGCUUUAAAGGUUGAGUAUCCCCUCAAUGUACAUCUAAUUCGUGGGAACCAUGAAGCUGCAGAUAUUAAUGCGCUUUUCGGCUUUCGAAUUGAGUGCAUUGAACGCAUGGGUGAGCGAGAUGGAAUUUGGGCAUGGCAUCGAAUUAAUAGAUUGUUCAACUGGCUUCCUCUGGCAGCAUUAAUCGAGAAAAAGAUAAUCUGUAUGCAUGGUGGUAUUGGAAGGUCAAUUAAUCAUAUUGAACAAAUAGAAAAUAUCCAACGUCCUAUCACUAUGGAUGCUGGCUCAGUUGUUCUUAUGGAUUUAUUGUGGUCUGACCCUACAGAAAAUGAUAGUGUUGAAGGAUUAAGACCAAAUGCAAGAGGUCCAGGGUUGGUCACUUUUGGGCCUGAUCGUGUGAUGGAAUUCUGCAACAACAAUGAUCUUCAACUGAUAGUCCGAGCGCACGAAUGUGUGAUGGAUGGAUUUGAACGAUUUGCUCAGGGACAUCUAAUUACGCUUUUCUCAGCCACUAAUUAUUGUGGUACGGCUAAUAAUGCUGGUGCUAUCUUGGUAUUGGGUAGAGAUCUUGUUGUGGUUCCAAAACUUAUUCACCCCUUGCCGCCAGCAAUUUCCUCUCCGGAAACUUCACCUGAGCGGCAUAUAGAAGAUACUUGGAUGCAGGAACUAAAUGCCAACAGGCCACCUACACCAACUAGAGGACGUCCUCAAGUAGCCAACGAUCGAGGUUCUCUCACUUGGACUUAGAUUAUACUGCGAUUCUUUUGCUAUACUUCCAGGCUUAUGCUAACAUGUGGGAUUUCCAGUGAUAUGUACAUAGCCCCACGCCAAGCAGAGAAUUCACAGAGAUGCGUAUCUUCUUGAAAAGUUAGAGGCUCGAUGCACGUUGUGAUUCUUCCAUGUAAAGAAGGCCUUCAGAAAGUCGGAUUUAGAUGUUGGAGAAUGCAGGCGCAUGGUCUGCUCAUCAUGAAGCAGAGCAGGUGGGGUUUUUCGAUAGAGGUGCCCUUUGUGUAAAUUGAGCCACAAGCAGGUAGAAGGAUUUAACCCUUUCGGAAUUUUGGUCAUUCUCAUGGGUGGGUAGUGCUGGGUUUUUAUUGUAUUUUAUUCCUUGUUAGUCAUAUUCUUUUCCCGUUUAGGUGUAUCAUCAUCAUUUUUGUCUACGGUAAAAGAGGACUCGAGUCUGAUUGUUGAGAUAUGUAAUCCUGAAAAUCGCUAUCGUAAUUCAUGUAUCAUAAAGGUCAUAGCUUUGUGUAAUUGUGUUGCUGCCGUGUAAAAUAUACUUCCACGUGAACAAGAAAUGAGAUACGAAAACUAUAGCGGGUUAUUUACUA